This is a messenger RNA of Myxocyprinus asiaticus (Chinese sucker), 9758 nucleotides long. It is a transcript of the gene fn1a, whose product is annotated as fibronectin 1a. NCBI's taxonomy places the organism in Eukaryota, Metazoa, Chordata, Actinopteri, Cypriniformes, Catostomidae. Gene Ontology annotation, cellular component: extracellular region. The transcript has 56 exons. The coding region runs from base 184 to 9078 and encodes 2964 amino acids. The record is from RefSeq and is a predicted model, not a curated record. Gene Ontology annotation, molecular function: integrin binding; proteoglycan binding. Gene Ontology annotation, biological process: nervous system development; heart development; cell-substrate junction assembly.
ACAGAGGUGCGCAAGAGAGUUGGAGGGGCAGGACGCACAGAGAGAGUGCAACGAGUGCUUGGAAACUUGGAGAAGCUGCGGUGAGCCUGAAAACCUCAGCAAGUGAAGUGCGUCUCCUCAAGCCCCCAAGAAAAGAAGGGUUAACUAUUUUUGUACAACUGCUGCUUCAUCUCACUUGUGAAAAUGUCGGGUGGCCCUUUGGGCACGGCGCUGGCAGUGGCUUUGCUCGCCUGCGCUGUGCAGUGUAUGCCGAAAGCGACGGGGAAACAUAGGAGACAAGCUCAGGAACACUCGGUGUCAUCUGUAUCCCAAGAUGGCUGUGUCGAGAAUGGUCAGUUUUAUGGAGUUGGACAGCAGUGGGAGCGCAGUUAUCGGGGCAGCACUCUGCUCUGCACUUGUCACGGAGUCUCUGGUAUUAAGUGUAAAUCAAAGCCCGAUGCUGAGGAGACCUGCUAUGAUAAAGUAAAUAGCCGCUCCUAUCGAGUUGGAGAAACUUAUGAGAGGCCCAAAGAUGGGAUGAUCUGGGACUGCACUUGCAUUGGCUCUGGUCGAGGGAAAAUCAGUUGCACCAUUGCGAACCGCUGUCAUGAGGGAGGGCAAUCCUACAAGAUUGGAGACACCUGGAGGAGACCGCAUGACACUGGAGACUACAUGCUGGAGUGUGUCUGUUUAGGCAAUGGGAAAGGAGAGUGGACCUGCAAAGCUGUUGCGGAGCGUUGUUAUGACAAUUCAGCUGGUACAUCCUAUGUGGUUGGUGAGACCUGGGAGAAACCCUACCAAGGCUGGAUGAUCGUGGACUGCACCUGUCUAGGGGAAGGAAAUGGACGCAUCACAUGCACAUCUAAAAACCGCUGUAACGACCAGGAAAUGCGCACUUCUUACCGUAUCGGAGACACAUGGAGCAAAACAGAUUCUCAAGGGCAUGUGCUACAGUGUUUAUGUACUGGUAAUGGACGUGGAGAAUGGAAGUGUGAGAAACAUGUGUCAAUGCACUCUACUAGCCUGGGUACUGGGUCUCGAGUGAUUACCAAUGCCCAGACUGCAGUAUUGCACCCAGUGGCAGUACCAGAGUACCCUGCAGAGGGAACCUGUCUGACAGACAGAGGUCUUUCCUACUCCCUAGGCAUGCGCUGGAUCAAGACCCAAGGCAGCAAACAGUUGUUGUGUACCUGCUUGGGUAACGGUGUAAGCUGUGAAGAUUGGGAGGGCCAGUCUCAGGUGUAUGGUGGUAGCUCAGAUGGCCAGCCUUGUGUGUUCCCUUUUGUGUUCAUGGGAAAAACGUUCUACUCCUGCACUUCUGAGGGCCGCAGUGAUGGACAGCUCUGGUGUAGCACCUCAUCCGACUUUGAGAAAGACUACAAGUACUCCUUCUGUACUGGGAACAAUGUUUUGGUGGCAACCAGAGGAGGAAACUCAAAUGGUGCCUUGUGCCACUUCCCAUUCCUCUUCAAUGGCCGUAACUACACUGACUGCACUGCUGAUGGCAGAAGAGAUGGCAUGAAAUGGUGUGGCACCACCUAUGACUAUGACAGAGAGCAGCGCUUUGGCUUUUGCCCCAUGGCAGCCCAUGAGGAGGUGUGUACCACAAAUGAGGGUGUGAUGUAUCAUGUGGGUGAUCAGUGGGACAGACGCCAUGAUGUCCUGGGUCACAUGAUGCGCUGUACAUGUGUGGGCAAUGGCCGUGGAGAAUGGAGCUGCGUCGCCUACUCGCAACUCAAAGACCAGUGCAUUGUGGAUAAUUUGACCUACGAAGUAAACCAGACUUUCACUAAACGGCACGAUGAAGGCUACAUGAUGAACUGCACCUGUUUUGGUCAAGGCCGUGGACGCUGGAAGUGUGACGCUAUCGAUCACUGCCAGGAGCCGGAGACUAAAGUGUUCUAUCAGAUCGGAGAGUCUUGGGACAAAGUGAUCCAGGGAAUCCGCUACAGGUGUUACUGUUAUGGAAAUGGAAUUGGAGAGUUAAGAUGCGAGCCUCAGCAAUCUUUCCCUGGUGGUCAACGUCCAGUCCAGGUGAUUAUAACAGAAUCUGGCAACCAGCCCAACUCCCACCCCAUCCAAUGGAAUCCCCCGUCUUCUGCGCACAUCACACAGUACAUACUCAAAUGGAGACAGAAAAACACCCAUAGCCAAUGGAUGGAGGUCACUAUUCCUGGCCAUUUGAACUCUUAUACCAUCGCUGGACUGAAACCAGGAAUCACUUACGAGGGUCAACUCAUCAGCAUCCUGCACUUCGGACGUAGAGAAGUCACUCGGUUUGACUUCACCACUACCUAUGGUUCAUUGGCAACAUUUGAGGGAGAUACAACACAGCCCCCUCCUGUGGUGGACACUUCCGAAUCUGUGACUGAGAUCACCUCCAGCAGCUUCGUCAUCUCGUGGAUUUCUGCAUCAGACACAGUGUCUGGUUUCAGGGUGGAAUAUGAACUGAGUGAAGAGGGAGGGCAGACUGGACAGCCCAUGGUCUUGGAUCUGCCUCAUACGGCUUCAUCAGUGAACAUCAGUGAGCUUCUCCCAGGCAGGAAGUACACAGUAAAUGUGUAUGAAGUGACCAACCAAGGGGAGCCUAAUCUGAUCCUUACCACUUCUCAGACCACAGCUCCUGAUGCCCCUUCUGACCAUGAAGUGGAGGAUGUGGGGAAGACCACCAUUGUUAUCAGCUGGUCUAAACCUCUGGCUCCCAUCACAGGCUACCGUGUGGUUUACACACCAUCUGAAGAAGGUAGUUCUGGCAGCACUGAGCUGAAUCUACCCAACACUGCCACCUCAGUGACCCUGGGUGAUCUUCGCCCUGGUCUGCUCUAUAACAUCAGUAUCUACUCUGUGGAAGAGAGUCUGGAGAGUGAGCCUAUAUUUGUUCAGGUCACCACUGCUGAGGAACCCCUGACAGCUCCUGAUGCCAUUUCUGACUUUGAAGUGGAGGAUGUGCGGGAGACCGCCAUUGUUAUCAGCUGGUCUAAACCUCUGGCUCCCAUCACAGGCUACCGUGUGGUUUACACACCAUCUGAAGAAGGUAGUUCUGGCAGCACUGAGCUGAAUCUACCCAACACUGCCACCUCAGUGACCUUGGGUGACCUUCGCCCUGGUCUGCUCUAUAACAUCAGUAUCUACUCGGUGGAAGAGAGUCUGGAGAGUGAGCCUAUAUUUGUUCAGGUCACCACUGCUGGGGAACCACUGAGAGCUCCUGAUACCCCUUCUGACUAUGAAGUGGAGGAUGUGGGGGAGACCGCCAUUGUUAUCAGCUGGUCUAAACCUCUGGCUCCCAUCACAGGCUACCGUGUGGUUUACACACCAUCUGAAGAAGGUAGUUCUGGCAGCACUGAGCUGAAUCUACCCAACACUGCCACCUCAGUGACCCUGGGUGACCUUCGCCCUGGUCUGCUCUAUAACAUCAGUAUCUACUCUGUGGAAGAGAGUCUGGAGAGUGAGCCUAUAUUUGUUCAGGUUACCACUGCUGGGGAACCACUAAGAGCUCCUGAUGCCCCUUCUUACUAUGAAGUGGAGGAUGUGCGGGAGACCGCCAUUGUUAUCAGCUGGUCUAAACCUCUGGCUCCCAUCACAGGCUACCGUGUUGUUUACACACCAUCUGAAGAAGGUAGUUCUGGCAGCACUGAGCUGAAUCUACCCAACACUGCCACCUCAGUGACCCUGGGUGAUCUUCGCCCUGGUCUGCUCUAUAACAUCAGUAUCUACUCUGUGGAAGAGAGUCUGGAGAGUGAGCCUAUAUUUGUUCAGGUCACCACUGCUGGGGAACCACUGACAGCUCCUGAUGCCCCUUCUUACUAUGAAGUGGAGGAUGUGCGGGAGACCGCCAUUGUUAUCAGCUGGUCUAAACCUCUGGCUCCCAUCACAGGCUACCGUGUUGUUUACACACCAUCUGAAGAAGGUAGUUCUGGCAGCACUGAGCUGAAUCUACCCAACACUGCCACCUCAGUGACCCUGGGUGAUCUUCGCCCUGGUCUGCUCUAUAACAUCAGUAUCUACUCUGUGGAAGAGAGUCUGGAGAGUGAGCCUAUAUUUGUUCAGGUCACCACUGCUGGGGAACCACUGACAGCUCCUGAUGCCCCUUCUGACUAUGAAGUGGAGGAUGUGCGGGAGACCGCCAUUGUUAUCAGCUGGUCUAAACCUCUGGCUCCCAUCACAGGCUACCGUGUGGUUUAUACACCAUCUGAAGAAGGUAGUUCUGGCAGCACUGAGCUGAAUCUACCCAACACUGCCACCUCAGUGACCCUGGGUGACCUUCGCCCUGGUCUGCUCUAUAACAUCAGUCUCUACUCGGUGGAAGAGAGUCUGGAGAGUGAGCCUAUAUUUGUUCAGGUCACCACUGCUGGGAAACCACUGACAGAAGAAGUCCCCUCUCCAACUGAUCUGCAGUUCUUUGAGGUAUCUGACUCUAAGAUCACCAUCACUUGGACCAGUCCAUCCACAGAGGUGUCUGGAUACCGUGUGUCUGUGGCUAAGUUAGGUUCAGACGGGCUGACAGAGAGAGAAAUCCAGCUCCCAGUAACCCGCAACGCCUACGCUGAGAUCACACACCUCCAGCCUGGAACCCUAUACCGUUUCUUCAUCUUUGCUCUCAGAUCAGAGGAGGAGAGCGAGCCACUGGUUGGAGAACAAGCUACAAAGCCUGACUCACCCACCAAUAUCCACUUCACUAAUGUUAUUGAAGACAGUGCUAUGAUCAUCUGGUCCCCUCCAAAGGCUCAGAUCACAGGUUACAGGCUCUUCUUGACUGUUGAGGGCUUGAACCCCAAACAGCUGCGUAUUCCUGCCCGCCUGUCACGGUACACCAUCCUCAACUUGCAGCCUGAUACUGAGUACACUGCCACUCUGCAUGCAGAAAGAGGCAACGUGCUUAGCGAGGGGUCUUCCGCCACCUUCACCACAAUUCAGCCAAUGGGAAAUGCUCCCCAUUUCAGCACUGAUGUCACAGACACAUCAAUCAUUAUAUCCUGGACCCCUCUGUCUAGAACUGGAUACAAGUUGACCGUGAGGCCAAGCCAAGGUGGAGAAGCCCCUAGGGAUGUGAUCUCUGAGUCUGGUAGUGUUGUUAUCUCAGGUCUAACCCCUGGAGUUGAGUACACGUACAGCGUCCAGCCCAUCAUUAACGGUUAUGAGCACGGCAACCCCAUCACACGACGUGUGGUCACUCCUCUUUCUCCACCUACUGAUCUGAAGUUGAAGUCCAACCCAAACACCGGAGAAGUAACUGUUCAAUGGAAAGAUGCCAAAACUCCAGACAUCACUGGCUACAGAGUGAGUUCCACUCCCACCAAAGGGCAGCAUGGGAACUCAGUGGAGGAGUUUGUGAAGGCAGGACAGAACUCGUGCACUUUAGAGAACCUGAGUCCAGGAGUGGAGUACAAUGUUAGUGUGUUUACAGUAAAGGAUGACAUGGAGAGCACCCCUGUAUCAACCACCAUGACUCCAGAUGUGCCCAAAAUAACUGACCUUCACUUUAUCAACAUUACUGACUCCACUAUCGGCCUUACCUGGAGUCCACUUAACUCUACCGUUGUCACCGGCUACCGCGUCACCGUGUUGGCCGCUGGGGACAGUGUCCCAAUCUUUGUUGAAUUUGUGGAGCCCACAACAAGCUUUUAUACUGUGCAUGGUUUAGAGCCUGGGAUCGAUUAUAACAUCACCAUCACAACAAUAACAGAAAAUGGAGAGAGUGAGCCCAUCACCAUCACCCAGCAAACAGCUGUCCCUGCCCCAUCUGGUCUGUCAUUUGGGGACGUGACCGCAGACAGUAUGCUGGUGACCUGGAAUGCCCCUCAGGUGCCCAAACCCUCUGAUAUUGACCGCUACAUCAUCCGCUACCACCCAGUUGAUGACGAAGAUGACACCACUGAGCGCAUUCUGGAUGGAAAUUCAGAAUUUGUCAUUCUUCGCAAUCUCGUGCCCAAUACUGAGUACGUGGUGAGCGUGCUUUGUGUCUAUGAGGAGAGAGAGAGCUCACCUGUAAUUGGCACUAAAAGAACUGUCCUGGAUGCUCCUGUCGGUCUGCAAUUCUCUGAUGUCGGUACCAACUCCUUCACCGUGCGCUGGCAGGCUCCUCAGGCCGUUAUCUCAGGAUACCGUAUCCGCUAUCAAAUGACCAGUGGUGGGCGUGCUAAAGAGGAGAGACUGCCUCCAUCCAGGAGUCAUUUCACUCUCACAGGCUUGACCCCCGAGACCAAGUACAGCAUCAACAUCUAUGCCGUUAGUGGAUCCCGCGAGAGUCUGCCAUUGACUGGAACUCAGUCUACCAUCUCAGAUGCCCCCACUGAUCUGGAGGUUACCUCCUCAACACCAACCAGCAUUACCGUUCGCUGGGAUGCCCCCUCUGUCACUGUGAGGUACUACAGGAUCACACAUGGAGAGUCAGGAGGUUUUGACACUACUCAGGAAUUUACUGUCCCUGGCUCCCAGUCAACUGCCACCAUUGAGGGUCUGCGUCCAGGCACUGAUUACACCAUCACUGUUUACGCUGUGACCGGCAGAGGGGACAGCCCAGCCUCCAGCACGCCAAUCAAAGUUAAACACAGGACAGAUAUUGAGUCGCCAUCACAGAUGGAGGUGACUGACGUUAAGGACAACACUAUUACUGUGCGCUGGAGCCCAGCAGCAGGCCCCAUCUCAGGAUAUCGUGUCACAGGAAUGCCACUCAAUGGACAGGGUCCUGCCUUCUCUGAAGUGGUGGCUCCAGACCAGACUGAAAUGACGUUCUCUGGCUUGAUGCCGACAGCAAAGUAUACAGUCAGUGUGUUUGCUCUGGGUCAGGAUGGAGAGAGCCCCCCUCUGGUCGAAACUAUAGUCACAACGGUGGACAAACCCAAAGACCUAACCUUCAGUGACGUGGACUCAACCUCCAUGCGCAUCUCCUGGGAAAGUCCUGAUGGCUUGGUCUCUUCUUACAGAGUGUUGUACUACAGUCCAGAAGAGGGAGAGAGAGAGCUAUUCCCUGCCCCACGCGGAGAUGACGAGUCUGCGGUGCUUCAAGGCCUCAGACCAGGCACAGAAUACACAGUUAAAGUCAUUGCUCUGCAUGACCGGACACCCAGUCCUCCACUAGUGGCCACUCAGACAACAGCUAUUCCUGGGCCUACCAAUCUGUACUUCUCCAAGGUGGGUCCAACAUCAUUCACUGUUUCCUGGUCUGCUUCCAACGUCAAGCUGACAGGUUACCGUGUGGCCAUCACCCCCAAAAGCAAGAGUGGCCCCACUAAAGAGGUCAACAUUGCCCCGGACUCCACUGAGUUCCACGCCACUUCACUCACGCCUGGCACUGAUUAUGAAGUGGAGGUUUAUGGUGUGAAGAAUUCUCUUACUAGCCAUCGUGUCAAAGGCCAAGUCACGACACUUGACAACAUCAGCCCACCGCGACGUGUUCGUAUUUCCAAUGUUAAUGACUCCUCCAUCACUCUCACUUGGCGCUCUAAGACAGAGACUAUCUCCGGCUUCCUGGUAGAAGCCACUCCCACCACUGGCAGCCAUAACCCUAUUCAGAGGACCAUUGAACCUGAUUCACGCACCUACACCAUUACUGGUUUGCAGCCAGGAACCACCUAUAAAAUCAAUAUCUAUACACUGAAUGGAAAUGCACGCAGUGAGCCUUUCACCCUUACAGCCACUACAGCAAAACCAGUAAUUAGCCCUCCUACCAACCUCCACUUCACCUCUUUGACUCCUAACACAAUUUCCUUCACCUGGAAGCCUCCACGCAGCACCAUCACUGGAUACUAUGUCACCUAUGAGGAGCCAGGGGACAUUCCCAAAGAGUUGACCCCUAGACCUCAGGCUGGCAGGACCUUUGCUUCCAUCUCUGGUUUGAAACCAGGCACUGAGUAUGUUAUCAAGAUUGUUGCAUUAAAUAAUGCUCAGAGAAGCACUCCGCUGCUUGGAAAGGCAAGAACUCAUAUGGAAAGUCACCAACUGACCCCCCAGCUCCCCAACCCCAGUCGACCACACAUUGACAUCUUGGAUGUGCCAGAGGAUAAUGACCACUUCAACAAUCAUGUGCAUAUGCUGGGUCCAAACAGACACAACACACUGGGGCAGCAGGGCCAGCACAUCUACACUGAAUAUCAGAGCUUCAGCCUGGGCAACAACGGCCAGCAGCUUCACCCCCCAAACCACAGAGAGCCCCUGGUCUAUAUCCCCCUGCCGGGAGCAGAUGGACAGAGAGUGCCAGUUGUGAAGGUGAAUGAGGGCCCUGAACCCAGCUUCCCAUUCGGAGACCUUUACAAUGAGACAAACCUGCCCCAGGAAUCUCAGACCCAGACCACAAUUAUAUGGCAACCUGUGCCGCACACUUCAGAGUAUGUGGUGUCAUGCAGUCCUGUUACAGAGGUCAAUGAGAAGAGCUUCCAGAUGCGUCUGCCUGGAACUUCUACUAGUGCAACACUGAUCGGUCUCACUGCUGGUGCCUCUUACAAUGUUGUUGUGGAGUCUGUCAGUAGAGACCAAAAAGAGAAAGUCCUAGAAGAUGUUGUGACUGUCGGAAACAGUGUUCCAGGGUCUGGAGUGAUCCCCACAGCCAGGGAUAUAUGCCAUGACACAUUCACUGCCACCUACCAUGAGGUGGGCACGGAGUGGGAGCGUAUGUCGGAGACAGGAUUUAAGCUGUGGUGCAAGUGUCUUGGCCUCGGCAGUGGCCAUUUCAGAUGUGAUUCAUCCAAGUGGUGCCAUGACAAUGGCCACAACUACAGAAUUGGUGAGAAGUGGGACCGCCAUGCUGAGAAUGGUCACAUGAUGAGCUGCACCUGCCUGGGCAAUGAGAAAGGAGAGUUCAAGUGUGAACCCCAUGAGUCUACGUGUUAUGAUGAGGGGAAGUUGUACCAGGUUGGGAACCAAUGGCAGAAGGAGUAUCUUGGAGCCAUCUGCACUUGUACCUGUUAUGGAGGACAACAGGGCUGGCGUUGUGAGAACUGCCGUCGGCCUGGUGCUGAAGUUGACAUGGACCUCAUUCAGCCUCCAGUGCACACGGAUGCUUUCAACCGCUACAGAGAGAAUGCCCUACGUAAAUUUAACAUCCAAUGUCCCAUUGAGUGCCUCAGACCAGACCUGCUAGCAGAUGCCCAGAGCCCAGAAUAAAUGUGCAUAACAGUUUUUCCCUAAUAUUGGAGAGGUCACACCCCCCAGAGACUGUACUUCGCUCCGUCAGUGUUUCUCCAUCCUAAUAUUACCCACACUGCAAACUCUGUCCUGCUGCUUCCACCCGCUGCCCACCUGUGACAUCAUGCCCGGAGACAAAACUUCUCACUCUUCUGAUUGGUUGAGUCCUCAGCCGAUCAGUUAGUUGCUUCUUCAUGUCUUUCCAUAGAAAGGAGAGUCACCAUUCUUAUAAAUCAAAAUUCCACAGAUUUGUUUCAAUUCCAAAGUCUUGCGGAAGAUCUAUACCACUGCACAUCAUUGCAACAUUCUAGGUCAACUUUAAACUGAUAUCAGUGGAACAUCUACAGAGAAUCAACACAUCUCAUCAUUUUUCAGUAUUAUUGCCUUUUGUCUGAUUACAGUGUGUUUUUUAAUGAUUUUGUGACUUUUUUUGUCAGUGAUCAAAACGUUUAUUGGUGUUCUUUUCUAAAACAAGCACUGUCUCACAAUGAAAACCUUUGUGCCUUGUAGGCACCUUUUUGUAGUAUGAUGUAAUUUCCACCCCUUUUAAUCUGAUUGGUUGGUUUAAAUCUGUGGCCUCUGUGUCUUUCAGGAGACAAAGGAAAGCACUGUGUUAAUGAAGAAGUAAACAUUUGUUUGCUAUUUUUAUUUAUCCAUUU